AUGCAGAAGAAAAUCUCUCUAGUCCCCUUCUGUGAAAAGCAACCUAAUAAAUUAAAAAAACAAAAUCUAUAGAGAGAGAAAGAGAGUAAGAUAUAUAAGGAAAGAAGAUAGCCGAGUAAGUUUGGUGUCAUGUUUUGGAUUAUUUCGUCGUGUCUCGCUGGUUUUCUUCUUGUGUUUUAAGAUCGCGCGGACAUUAAAAGUCGGUUAUCCGGUAAAAGGGCCUUCAGAUGGAAAGAACCACACUGUUGGGUUGAAUAUGGGAUCCUCUGUCACAGAAAACAUGUUCGGUAGCAAACAGUAUUCAAGUGAUAAAUUUCACAUCAAAGGAGAAUUUGGGAUGUGUAACGAGUGCACAAGUUCAUGCUCAUGUUGUAUGGCGGCUUCACUGCUGAGAAUGAAGGCCGAUGUUGGGUUUUCAUAUGAAACCUCCAAGGGAAAAGUAGACGCUCAAUACUCUCGCAGUGGUGCUGAUAUGCUAUCCCCUGUAGAUAGUUCAUGCAAUAGUAGAAAUCUUUCCACCAGCGAGAUUAGCAACCUUCUAAGUGCAUGCUCAAGUCAUGAUUCAUUCUCUGAAAAUGAAGAAAGUAAAGACACUUUGAGAGCAUCUGGUACUUCUGAACACUCUGAGAUGCUAGUAGAAGUAAAUGAUCAGCAGACUGCUCGGAAAAAUCCUGGUUUAUCCAGAACAAUACUAUUUCGUGAUAGCAAUAUGUUGUUUAAAAAUCAUCAGAAGCCAAAAGAACUGGAAUGCAUUGGUGAUGAUGCCUCUUGUAUUAGUGGUUCAGAGUACACAGACAAGAUUGCUGGUGAUCAUCAUUGCUCUACAGAUAGGAAGAAUGUAUCGUCUAGUUCAACCUCAAUUGAAAGUUUUCCUGCAAUUGAGAAUGCUGCCAAUGUUCUACCUACUCUCUGUUCUUUAGAUAAAGGUCAAUUUGAUACAAUAGACAAUAAUCAGCCUAGAACCUUAAUCAAGUCUACCAAAGAAUCUUCACCAACAAUUGCAGUUUUUUCAAAUAAAUCUCACCAAAUAGAUAUUUCUUCAGCUAGAGAUUUCUCUGUUGGGGCCAACUCAUCAAAGGGAAAACCAUCUGAGUGCUCCGAAGAGCAAAUAGAAUCACCACUGAUGAGAGCAGCAACCUUUUGGGUUGAUGCUAAGAUACAUGAAGAAGAGAACCACACAGAACCUGUGAAAUCUGAGAUUGAAAGGAAAGAUGGAGAAACUGCGGUUGCAAAAUGUUCAGAUCAGAAGGGAGAUGAACCCGCUAAAUGGCAACCCACUCCAAAGGCUCAGCCCAUGUACUAUGAUGGUGAACUGGACCAAAUGCAAGAUGAGGUAAAAGUCUGUGAUAUCUGUGGGGAUGUGGGUCAGGAGGAGAAGCUUGCUACAUGUAGCAAGUGCACUGAUGGAGCAGAACACAUAUAUUGCAUGCGUGAAAAGCUGGAGAAAGUUCCAGAAGGAAAUUGGAUGUGUGAAGAGUGCAUGCUUGGGGAUGAAAAUGAAAGACAAGAGAAAACUAACUUUGAAAAAGAAGAGGCAGUUCAAUUAGAGAAAUCAUCCCUGAAUGAGAUAAUAAAGAACUCCAAAAAUUCAGGUAGCUGUAAGAUUAGUUUGGAAUCAGAUACUAAAGGGAUAGGUGUUGAUAAGAACAGAAGAAAUGAUGGUUCUUCCUGUCACUUCCCUGCUAAGAGACCAGCAGAUGAUUCAGAAACCUUCACUGCAAAAAGAAUGGCCCUUGAAGAAGGUCACAACUCAUCUAUGCUAUCCAAAGAAUCCAAUCCUUGCAGCAAAGUGGAAAUUUGUCUGGGUUCUUCCCUUAAGAACAUUGAUACGAGGAAAAUGAAACCAGCCUAUGAAGGUUCUCUUUCAAAAUCAAAAUCACCUCUUGAUAUAAGUUCAAGAGUUGAACUCCAACAGUCAGAGGGUGCUGUCAGCAAGCAAAAUUUGGGGAUAGUAACUGCUACCUGUGGCAAUAAGGAGGGGAUUGGCAGGAUACCAUGCAAAUCUGCAUUCAAGAAAGCUAGCUCAGACCAUGUAAAUGCUGCUGACUCCAAGGUUAAAAAGAUCUCUUCUAAUUUGGCCCAUGUAGAAGAAAUGAAAAGACUAAGACAUGUAAAAGGGCAAAAUUUGGCUGUGUCAGAAACUAUAUUCCAUAAAUCAUUGAAAUCACCAGUUUCCGAUAAUCAUGCUUCUGCAUCAAUGAGGGAUAAAAGAACCCUGCAUGGAGGGGAAGCUAGUGUACUGCCUUUGUCUCCGCCCAGACAUCGUGAUAUGAUGGCUGUCGAAGGUGGAAAAUCAAGUAGCUCAUUAACAUCCAUCAGGGAUGUUGCUCAUAGAAACUUUCCAAAUGAAGAACAAAAAAGGCUUCUCAAUGAUGCAUCAAAUGACGAAGCAUUUGCUGCCAGAUCAAAUCAAAAUAAUUUGAUCUCCAUCCACCCUUCUAACGAACCAUCUUAUCUGAAAGGAUUGACCUGGUUACCUUCUGCAGUGGAUGUUCCUUCUUGGGUUUCUGUUGUCCCACAGCUUGAGUGCAUAUGGCAAGGUGGAUUUGGAAUUCAGAGAAGUGGAGUUUUUAUUAGUUCUUGCGAUGGCAUUCAAGCACACGCAUCAAGUUGUGCUUCACCUAAAGUUCAUGAAAUAGUGCGUAAAUUUCCCCAGAAAAUUCUAGUAGAGCAAGCAUCCUGCUUGGUUAUGUGGCCAACUCAGCCCUCAGAAACCGAGGCCAAAGAAGAAAACAUUGCGCUCUACUUUUUUGCCAAGGAUUUGGAGAGCUAUGAAAGCAACUACAAGAUCUUGAUGGAAUACAUGACCAAGAACAACUUGGGUCUAAAAGCAAACAUUGAUGGACUUGAUCUGCUAAUAUUCUCAUCUAAGCUGCUUCCAAAAAGAUCCCAGCGUUGGAAUCAAAUGCUGUUUUUAUGGGGUGUAUUUAGAGGGAGGAAGAUAAAUUGCUCACAGGAAACUCCAAAUCCUCAAAGGACUUGUUUUUCCGAGUUGAAUGUGGCACAUUCUGGUUUGCAGAACCUGCAUUCCUCUGCGCAUGCGAGUGGAAUUAUGUCUCCCUCAAAUAUUUUUAACAAUAUUCAACAAACAUCAGAUUCAGUUACCUCAUUUGAAGUGCCUACUCUUGCUAGAAUGGGCGAGAGCUGCGAAAACAAGGUUUCUUCUCCACUUCAGAAGCUUUUAGGUUUUCAAACUUCCGACAAAUGGCUGAGCUAUGAUGGCACUUCAAUGAAGAGUGAAUGGUUGUCUAGGAAUGUGAAAAACAAUGACCCUUCUCAGGGGCAAGAAAAGGAAAAAGAGAGAGGAAAACAAAUUGAUCCAAAUAGAGAGAGUGAUAUAGAAAUGGUAACUGUCGAUGAAGAAUGCGAGGGCAAAAGGAUAAACAAUUUCAAUGGAAUGUUGGAACAUAGUUCUUCUGAUGACUUCCAGUUUUUGGGUGAUAGAUUGCCAUCUGGGGUAAUUGAUCUUAGUCCUGUUUAUAUUAAGUCCGUGCAGUGUCAAGUCGGUUCCAUGAAUGGUGGGAAUCCUUCGGAAUCUGGAAAUCCAAACCUUGAACUUUCCUUGGGAUUUGGGAAAAGAUCAUGCGAUCAUGGGGCUGUUUCCCUGCUUCCAAAUGUCGGGCAUAAUAUAAUCAAAGACACUAAGGAUUCCAAUGAAGUAACGAGCAACAAAAAUAACGAGUACUCGACGUCUCUUACUCUUUCUCUGGCCUCGGCUACCUCCAUUGAAGAGAAAGAAGCGAAGCGGGUUAUGGAACCAAAGCUUUUGUUUCCUACCAUGGAUGCUUCACUGUGUCUUUCACUGUAAAUAAUGUUUAGGUUUUCAUAAUGGAUCGGCAAAAUCAGUUCAUGCGCCAGCAUUAUACUUUUUUGCACAUAUAGUGAUGCUCUGCAUGCAAGUCUCCCUUGCAAAUGUAGAAGGAAAGAUUAGGGGAAUUAGUGUAGGAUGUGUCCUUGUGGUUGCGAACGACAUCUCUGUACUUGCAGCCAAAAUGUCUUCUCUAUAUAAAAGCGUACUCUUUACAGCUCUUGCCGUUAAA
Molecule: messenger RNA, 4040 nt
Organism: Populus euphratica (Euphrates poplar)
Lineage: Eukaryota; Viridiplantae; Streptophyta; Magnoliopsida; Malpighiales; Salicaceae
Exons: 11
Coding region: 257-3808 (1183 amino acids)
Biological process (GO): negative regulation of transcription elongation by RNA polymerase II
Molecular function (GO): histone reader activity
Source: RefSeq, a predicted model, not a curated record